CUCCCCGUCCCGGCGCUCUCUCCAUCCCGGAGCGCUGUGCUGACUCCGAGAACAAGAAGGAAACGGAGCGAGGAGGCACCCCCGAGCACCGGCCCCGUUGCUGCAGGCAUUUACGGAAAGGAAGAGCAGCUGAAAGGCAUCGCUGCAGCGGAGCCACGCAUGCACCUGCACCAUCCACGCACUGCUCGGAAGAGCGCUGCAUUUCUCGAGGAGACGAUCAGCGAGCCAUCCACUUGCCUACACCCCCCUUGUGUCACUAAGAGCAGAGCGAGGCUGAGGGAGGAAACCCAUUUGGCUGCGCUGCAGCUCCCGACCGCAUGGUACCCCGAGGGCUGCGCGCCCCUCUCCCGCUCGCAUUCCGGUGCGGUGCUUUCCGGGGAAGGAAGGGGCAAUGGGCAGGGGGAAGGCCGGGGCUGGGGGCUCGGAGUUGCGCUCCUCGGGCUCUGCCGUUCGCUGAGCCCCUGACCACUCCCCCCCCACCACUGCUCUGACCCCCGCGGAGUCGCGACUUCAGCCGUGUUGUCGCACUCCCCCCGCACCAUCCCCGCGCGAU
This is a messenger RNA of Gallus gallus (chicken), 553 nucleotides long. RefSeq lists its product as uncharacterized. The record is from RefSeq and is a predicted model, not a curated record. NCBI's taxonomy places the organism in Eukaryota, Metazoa, Chordata, Aves, Galliformes, Phasianidae. The transcript has 3 exons. The coding region runs from base 160 to 465 and encodes 101 amino acids.